AUGGACUCAAUGAGAUCGUUGAAUACCUCGCUUCCCAGCUCCACAUCCCACGUCCAACCACCCGAACAAUUAUUACAGGCCUUCAAAGCUGCUGCUCUCUCGGUCACGAACCUAUAUAAGAGUGCUGUCACAGACCAGGCACAGGCAAAACAGCUAGGUUACCAGGAAGCCAUCGAAGAUCUCUUGCAUUUCCUUGACCGAAAACAUCUUGGAUUAGGGGAUGGUGAAGGUUGGCAGGUCCGUCAAUGGGCUACAGAACGACUUGACGGAGUUCCCGCCAACAGUGAGAGUGAGGAUGACGACAAGCCAGCGCGGAGUGCAUCGCCGGUAGUUAAUCGGAAGGAACAUCAUGACAACGAUCAAUCACGACAGAUUUCGGAGAAUACACAAUCACGAACGGAUCAUGAUACUGACGAGCAACGACCCCGAGAACCCGAGACGACCCAACCUACCGACCCCGCUGAUACUACGUUUACGAAACCUCCUGUCUUCACAUUCACCUCCGGUCCUACGUUUCCAGUCUUUCCACAAGAGGUUGACAUGCAAGCAUCGGAUGCUGUAUCCGUGACCUCAACCCCACAAGACGAGACGGGAGUAUCCAUAUUUUCACGAAACACACGAACUUCCGGCCGUCUCAACAACAAUAUUCGGCAUGGGACAAGCUUAGGAAGCAAGCGCAAGCUACAAUUUCCCGAUUUCUUCGACAUCUCGGGUCUGAAUGGACGCGAGUUUUUUGGCGGUGGCAAACGAGGACGAUUUACAUGA
Talaromyces marneffei is the source of this 765-nucleotide messenger RNA. RefSeq lists its product as uncharacterized. The transcript has a single exon. Lineage: Eukaryota; Fungi; Ascomycota; Eurotiomycetes; Eurotiales; Trichocomaceae. The record is from RefSeq and is a predicted model, not a curated record. Bases 1 to 765 code for a protein of 254 amino acids.